AUGGCGGCGUUCACGAAAGCGGCCAAGUCGCGGCAGCGGCAGCACCUCGAGCGGGGCCAGCUGGCCUCGCGAAGGGCGCUGGGGCUGCUCGAGAAGAAGGGCGACUACCGGCUGCGCGCCGCCGACUUCCACAAGAAGCGGGAUGCGUUGCGGGCGCUGCGCCGCCGGGCGCAGGAGAAGAACCCCGACGAGUUCUACUUCCGGAUGACCCGCGAGCGGCUGCAGGACGGGGCGCACCUGAUCGGCCAGCGGGAAGAAGAGCCGCCGCCCGAGCAGCAGAAGCUGCUGAAGACGCAGGACCUGAAGUACGUGGAGAUGAAGCGGGCGGCCGAGGUCCAGAAAAUCGAGCAGCUGAAGUCGGAGCUCCACCUGCUGGGAGCCGAGGGGAAGCAACCCAAUAAGCACGUGUUCUUUUUUGACACCAAGAAGGAAGUGCAAGGGUUUGAUGUUGCUCUCCACCUGAACACUGCUCCGGAGCUGGUCAGCAGAGUCUACAACAGGCCAACCCUUGAAACCCUGAAGAAAAACGCUGUUUCGGGGAUCACCACUGAUGGGCAGCUACAGAGAUUGGCCCGCCAGAGGAAGGGUCAGUACAGCCUCUUGAAGCAGCGCAUCGAGCGUGAGCGGAAGAUGUUUGUCAUUGCGCAGAAGCUCCAGACCCGGAAAGAUCUCUUGGACAAAACAGAGAGAGUGAAGUUGAAGAAGGAAACGGUAAAUCAGCCAGCAAUUUAUAGGUUCCAGUUCAGACGGAAGCGCUGACUCUUCUGUGAAGAGUGGAUCUCUUCCCUUGCAAACUUUACAAAUGCUUCCCCCCCCCGCCUUAGCUUUUUACCUGGUACCUGUUCAAUAAACCCAAUAACAAUG
Molecule: messenger RNA, 864 nt
Organism: Protobothrops mucrosquamatus (brown spotted pit viper)
Lineage: Eukaryota; Metazoa; Chordata; Lepidosauria; Squamata; Viperidae
Gene: UTP11
Product: UTP11 small subunit processome component
Exons: 8
Coding region: 1-759 (252 amino acids)
Biological process (GO): rRNA processing
Cellular component (GO): nucleolus; small-subunit processome
Source: RefSeq, a predicted model, not a curated record